AUGAAUCCAGAGCUCGAUGGACACAACAAUAAUAUCGACUUGAGACAGCUUAGCAUCGAGCCAAGCACGCCACGAACUAGAGGAUUAGAAGCCCGACUUGCCGCAAUAAAAGCUCGUCGAGAAGGUGACGAGCAAAAGGACCCUGCUUUCAAAGUAGAGAAAAACACUCAGGUCGAGCACAGUCGUGCCUCGCAUGAAGCGAAUCCAAGACCGCUUGCAAAGGACCAGCUCGUCAUAGCUGUGAUGGGAGCCACUGGGACUGGCAAAUCCACGUUCAUCAACAGACUCGCUCCAGAGAAAGUGGAAAUUGGUCACAGCCUUACGUCUUGCACAGCGGAGAUUCGAGACUACUCAUGCUAUAUCGAUGGCAAGAUUGUCAUUCUCGUCGAUACUCCUGGGUUUAACGACACUCACAAGAGCGACGUUGACAUCCUGCAUGCUUUGGCCGAAUGGAUGAAAGAUGCUGCAGAGGAAGGGGUGUUCUUCUCGGGCAUCAUUUACCUGUAUUCUCUCACCGACGCAAGAAUGACUUCAGCCGGAAUCACCAAUUUGAGGAUGUUCAGCAAGCUCUGCGGUCAGGAUCAUCUUAACAAGGUAGUGUUGGCGACCACCAAAGCGGAAAUUACCCCUGAUGCGGACGUCGAACUACGCACCUAUGAUCUGAAGAAGCCUGGUGGAUUCUGGGCGCCUUAUAUCGCAGCCGGGUCAAAAGUUUGCAAUCUGGAAAACAGCUUCGCGAGCGCAAAGGCCCUCGUAAAGGAAGUCCUAUCACUCAAUGAGACUUCAUUCAUUCCCCGCAUCCAGCAAGAGAUGAUGGACGGUGUCGAGCCAGGUCGCACUGAAGCAGGACAAGAAAUUAAUGCUCAGAUCGAGAAGCUUAGGAAAGUGCAUAAACAGGAAUUGAUGGAAUUGCGCAGUGCGUCUGAGCGCGCGGAGCUCAGAAAUAAUAUCCGUUUGAAAAGGGAACUAUCCUUGCAGAAGCAGAACCUGGAAGAGAAGAUCCAGAGAACAAAAGACGAGCAGAUCCGCCUCAACGAAACCGAACGCGAACGCUUCGUCAAGCGAAUCGAGCAGAUGGAAGCCCAUCAGGCGCAACUGGAAGCGCAAUUCGCAGCCCGGGCGGAGACGGCAGCGCAGAUUAUGGUUGAAGCGCUGAGAGACGCCCAGCGCUCGGCUGAAGAGCAGAGAGAAGCGCACUCCGAUACUCUAGCUCAGAUGGAAGCCCAGCAUUUAGCUGGGUUGCAAAGAGAUGAGCAAUACGCCGUCCAAGCGCAGAGGGUAGCCCGAGAGUUGGCCGAGUCACAGCGAAGAGCCAAACACUUAGCUUCGCGGCGGUAUAGACCUAGACGCGCAAAGCGGGAGAUGAACUACAUCAGCACCUGGAGGACUCAGUGGAAGUGCAAAGAUUGCAAAAAGGCGAAGACCGGAAAGCGAGGUCGAUGGGACUGUCCAGUUUGCGGACAUCGAUGGGAAAAUGAGGUAUCAUAG
Messenger RNA from Dissoconium aciculare CBS 342.82, 1488 nucleotides. RefSeq names its product P-loop containing nucleoside triphosphate hydrolase protein. Lineage: Eukaryota; Fungi; Ascomycota; Dothideomycetes; Mycosphaerellales; Dissoconiaceae. The transcript has 3 exons. Gene Ontology annotation, molecular function: GTP binding. Bases 1 to 1488 code for a protein of 495 amino acids. The record is from RefSeq and is a predicted model, not a curated record.